Messenger RNA from Copidosoma floridanum, 4526 nucleotides. It is a transcript of the gene Girdin, whose product is annotated as protein girdin. Gene Ontology annotation, molecular function: microtubule binding; dynein light intermediate chain binding. Gene Ontology annotation, biological process: cytoskeleton-dependent intracellular transport; cytoplasmic microtubule organization. Lineage: Eukaryota; Metazoa; Arthropoda; Insecta; Hymenoptera; Encyrtidae. Gene Ontology annotation, cellular component: centrosome; cytoplasm. The record is from RefSeq and is a predicted model, not a curated record.
AGGAAUAAGGAGAGAAACGAGAGUACAUUGCAUUUGUUGUCGUUUUCUUCUUGUUUUGGUUCAUUUUGGAGUUAGUUGGUGUACGACUGGUGCAGUUCGUUGUAGUCUGAAUUUUGCUCGAUGAAGUGCAAAAGGAGAAACGAAAAAGGCAAUGAGCAUUGAAUAUCCGUCCUUAGUUUCGUGGAAACCAAAGAUUUCACAACCCGUACCUAUGUACAAAUGUGAGACGAUGUAUUCCAAAGUUUUCAACACGCGAAGAGACAACUCCCCGUUCAGAUAUAAAGCUUUUGUUGAUAAUGUUCCUUGUUGAUGAUGAGUCCUAGCGUUUCGGCGAGAGUGUACACUCGGUUUAACGCAAAACCUUAAAAUGGCUUCUACGGAGAUCAACGAGUUUCUUUGUGGACCACUUGUCACUUGGUUCAUCAGUUGCCUUGAGGAUCCAAAUGCCUUGACCAAUUACGACGAUCUAGUCGAUGGAGUUUUGUUGCACAAUGUUUUUCUACAAAUCGACCCCGAGCCACUGCACGAUGGUAUAACACCAUCAGGAGGAGACUCCAAAGUAAGAGUAAAAAAUUUGGAAAUCAUAAUUGACAACAUGAGGCAGUUCUACGAAGAGCAGCUGGGUCAUUUGUUGCUCACAGUACCAGAUAUCAUCAAGUUGGGAAGAGAUCCCGAACGUCAUGUCUCGGAGGCGAAAUUGUUGUUGCUGCUUCUGCUGGGCUGUGCCGUGCAGUGUUCCAAUAAAGAAGAUUUCAUCACGAAAAUCAAAAUGUUGAACAUAGACACCCAGCUAGCAAUAGUUGACUGCAUCAAACAAGUGACGGAUUACCAAGAGAUCGUUGUAACCCAGGAGUCCAUGGAAAACGUGAGCAUGGGCAGUGUCUUCAGCAAGGUGAAAAAGCUACUGAAAGAGAGAAAUGCCUACUGGAACAAACUAAAGAGCCUACAGUUGUCCAGCAAUGUCAGUGGUGACUGCGACCUUGACAGAGAUGACAGGGUCGCCGGUGACGGCAGCAUCGACGACACGGCCGAUGAUUCCGCGCUACUUUCACAGAACAGCUCCAUUUCGCAGGGUCGCGAGACCUCCACACCAAAAAAAAUCGGCCUCAGCUCCUCACCUAUGAGUAACAAGCUCGAGCGACUGUUUGGACCAUCGGGUGCAGGCUGCCGGGACGGCAACGUUGGCGGUAGCGAGGAGGCGCACCGCUACGCGGUAGAGUUGGCUGAUUGGAAGUCCAAAGUGCGCAAACAACGUCAGGAGCUCGAGGAGAAGACCGAGGCGUUGAUCGAGACUCGGGAGGAGCUGGAACACACCAAGGCGCUCCUACAAAAGUUGCGCGAAGAAAACCAAGACCUGCUACUCGAGGCGCGCACUGCCAAGUCAUACCGGGACGAGCUGGACGCGGCGAUCGAACGGGCCGAGAAGGCAGACCGACUGGAGGCCGAGGUGGCGCGCUACCGCGAAAAGCUCACUGACAUCGAGUACUACAAAAGCCGCAUCGAAGAGCUUCGCGAGGACAAUCGGGUGCUGCUGGAGACUCGCGAAAUGCUGGAGGAACAGCUGAACGCGGCACGCCGGCGUUCCGAGAAGGUACUAGAACUCGAGUCGGAGCUGCUCAAGUGCGAACAGCGACUCAACGACUUGUCGCUUGAGCGCGUAGCCGAGCGCGACCGCUGCCAAGAGCUCUGUGAGAAAAAUGCUCAGCUGCAACGCCUCAUUCGCACAGUGGCGGCCGAGGCUACUCAGGGCGCCGGAGCCGCGACCCCGGGCUCGGAUUCAGAGUCCGAGGGUCCAGCCGAUGGAACAGGAGGCCGACUCUCGGAGCAGCUGUCCGAAAGUGCCCAAGCUCGAGCCCUCAAACUAGAGCUAGAGAACCGAAGGCUCAACAGCCUCGUGGAAUCGCUCAAAGAGCAGUCGCUUCACGAAGGCUCGGCGCGGCUGCUGGAACUCGAGAAGGAGCGCAAGCGGCUUUCACUGAAGCUGGAUUCUCUGAGCGAAAGCAACGAACGACUGGGCCAGCAAAAUCGCGACCUGGAGGCGCUCUGCAAACAGAGCCUGGAAGAGAAUGGCCGACUGCAAGCGAGCCUGGCGACACAACGUUCCAGCCUCGACAAGCAGCAGCAGGAGCUACAGACGUUGCAGGCGCGACUCCCGGAACUGGAACGUGCGCACGAAGCUGCUCUGGCUCGGGAGCGCCAGCGCUUCGAUGCCGCGGAGCGUCGCGCCGAAGACGCUGAACGUACCUUGGCCAGUCGGGAACGCGAUCUGGAAGUUGUCAAGAAAACCAAGGAGGAGCUCAGCCAAGAGGUGUCCGAAAUUCACGCCGAACUCGAUCGGGAGAGAGAGAGUGCACGUGCCGAGAUGCAGCGGCUUCGCGAACAGCUCGAAAGCAAGGAGGUAGCCCUCGACGAGGCUGGCAACGCCAUCGAGAUUCUAGAGAAGAGGCUCGCCGAGAUCCAACAGGAAGUUGGGGACUCGGCGGCCCAGAUCCUAAGGCUGCGCGAAGUCGAGCGCUCGAGCCGGGAGCUGGACGAGCGCGCGGCCAUAGAUCGCGAGGCCCUCGAAAGUCUCCAAUCGAACCUCGAGGCCGAGAAGCUAAGCAUCCGCCGCGUCUCAACUACCCUCGAGCGACUUGGUCUCGAGCUAGCUGAUGUGCUCGAUUUGUCCGAGGAUACGCUCCUUGAUCGACUUGCCGAAUUGCCGGGGCUGGCUGCACGCGUGCUCGCUCGUCGCGAAGGAGAAACCGAGCACGAGAAAACAGAGGGCGAACACGACGGUGAUGUUAGAGUCGCUGCGCUCCAAGCCACCUCGGAAGCUUUGCUGGCGGAGAAGUCCAGGCUGGAGCUGCAGGUGGCUCGGCUCGAGGCCCAGAGUAACUCGCUGAGUUCCCAGCAGGCGGUCCUACAGCUGGCCAACUCUAGGCUCGAAGCUGACGUCGAGGAGAUGGCGAGCGAGCACGGGGCUCUGCAGCGUGCCCACGCCGAGCUGAGCCACGAUCAGAAGCGGCUGCAGUCGUUGCACGAGCAGUUGGCAUCCGAGUACGAGAGCCUAUCGGGCGAGAAGGAGGGCUUGAAGGUGGGACUGCGCGACGCGAAGAACGAAUCGAGAGUCCUACGUGAAUCCGCGGAACGGCUCGAAUCUCGGUUGAAGGCGCUGCAGGCGGAGCGCGACAGUCUACUAGCUAACGCCAAGAGUCUGGCUAAUCUGCGCCAGGAGCACUCUAAGCUCAAGGAAGACUUCCGCAACUUGUACACCAACACCGAGGGCCUGAAGGCCCAGUACCGCGCCCUGCAGGACGACUACCGCAAGGCCAAGCUCGACAGUAACAAGCUGAGCCUGCGCCAGGCAGAAAUGCAGGGUGAACUCAGCGCCAAGGAUGACCAGCUCGCCAGUCUCGAGCUUCAGCUCGGCAAGCUCGACCAGCGCUGCGAGAUGCUGCUACAAUCGAAUUCGGGUCUCGACAAUGACCGACGCUCCCUGAUGAACCACGUGUCGCUGCUGUUGAACCAGUACCACGAGCUUCUUACGCUUGCCUUUGAAGACAAAGAGCAUUAUCACAUGGAGGAGAAGAUGUACACCGACAGAGUGAACCAUCUCCAUCGGCAGAAGGAGAAACUCGAGGAGAAGAUUAUGGAGCAUUACCGUAACCUAGAGAGCUGCUCCAGCAAGAAGAAGAGCCUCGGUGCCAACCUGGUGCGCCGUGUGUACAAGGCUGGCUCGGGUCUCUUCAACCGAACUGGACGCCGUGCCUCCUGGGGAACCGCAAACUCCAAUCUGCUCUGCGACAACGGCUCGCUCAAUGCCGAGGAUGAAGACGUGAACGCCGACGAGGAGGAGGAAGAGGAGGAGGGUAGAGUCAACGGACGUGGUGACGAGGAUGAUAACGACGCCGGUGACGAGGAUGACGAGGAGGAGGAGGUGGGUCGAACCAGCAGUACAGAACCGGGCAGGCGUGGCUCCGACGAUUCGAGCGCCGAGCCAAGUCUCGAGGCCGGUGACGCGCUGUCGUUGGCCCACCCGGGUACCAGACGUACCGUUUAUUAUACGGACGACACUUCGCCCUCGCUGACGCGCACGACGAGCCAGGAGAAGCGAACCGAGUCGGACGAGCCGACCUCGUAUCAGUCCCAAACGACGCAGUCGCACAGCGAGCCCAGACCACUCCUCAUCUACAACAAGGUAUCUGCCGUCAUCAAUGACACGUCUACGAUAACGACCACGCCAGUAUCAAAAAAGAGCAUGGACGACCCAAAAAAUCUCGAGAAGGACCUGCUCGACUCCUCCAACGAGAAGGACCGCAAAACCGCCAAUUCGGUUUGGUACGAGUACGGAUGCGUCUGAUUCCGACUCUAUUUAUUCCACAUGAUACACUUUAAACGACUAUCGCCGCUAACGAGCCACAUUUAACUUUUGACUCUCGAUUCGCGUUGAUUUUUACUACGAUGUCGCGCUCCAUCAACUCUUGAAAUUCCACCUGCGCUUUUUUUUUAUUUAUUUCUCAUAAAAAAAAAAAAAAAAAAAAAAA